This is a messenger RNA of Acanthochromis polyacanthus (spiny chromis), 3700 nucleotides long. RefSeq names its product nuclear GTPase SLIP-GC-like. The record is from RefSeq and is a predicted model, not a curated record. Gene Ontology annotation, molecular function: GTPase activity; protein binding. NCBI's taxonomy places the organism in Eukaryota, Metazoa, Chordata, Actinopteri, Pomacentridae.
UGUCUCUGACUGCAGGUUUAUUCCUGCUGCCUCUCUCAUAGAGUUUAUUUUGUUCUGAUCUGUUCCUUUUUUAUAGAACUCUCCUGUUUCUCACCUCCUGUUGUUCCUGAACUGUUGCUGCUGUAUUUUUUCCUCAUGUCUUUGGCUGCCUGUUGCAGGUCUGUGUCUCUCUACUGACGUCGCCCUCCUGAACUCCUCACCUGCUCUGGUCUGCGUUACCUUCAAUAUCAGUUCCUGUUCUUGGUCAUGGAUGACUUUGUUUGUAACAAACUGACUGAAUGGGGUCUUAGUGAGCUCAUUGAUAGAUUUAAAGAUGAAGGCAUUGACAAGGAAAGUCUCUAUUAUCUAGACGAUCAAGACAUUAAAGACUUGAUCCCAGAAAUGGGACCAAGAGCAAAAUUCAAGAAGGAACUCAAGAAGCUAAAGUUCCUGUUCUUGGUCAUGGAUGACUUUGUUUGUAACAAACUGACUGAAUGGGGUCUUAGUGAGCUCAUUGAUAGAUUUAAAGAUCAUAGCAUGGACAAGGAAAGUCUGUAUGAUCUCGAUGAUCAAGACAUUAAAGACUUGAUCCCAGCAGUGGGACCAAGAGCAAAAUUCAAGAAGAGACUGAAGCAGUUAAAGGAAGAACAAAACACAAAUCAGGAAGCAGCAAAUUCUCCUGUUCCAGUUUCGCCAGCAACAAGUGAUAAAGAAUCAGUCAUACUGUCUGAUGUGAAAGACAUCAUGGGAUCAGUCCUGAAGAAACUGCAUCACCAAGACAAGACAAACCUGAAUAAUUUCCUGAGGACGAAAAUCCAUGAUUUGAAAACAGACAAGAAGGAACUGAUUGGUGUCUUUGGUAGAACUGGGGCUGGAAAGAGCUCUUUGAUAAACGCUGUCCUUGGAGAGGAGGAUCUGUUGCCCUCUGGAGACGUCAUUGCCUGUACCUCAGUCAUGAUUAAAGUGGAGGCAAACAUGCGUAGCUCAAAGUACGAAGCAGACAUCGAGUUCAUUACAAGCGAGGAGUGGAAAGAUGAGAUUUGGACCAUGAAGCAGUUUCUUGGGAAUGCAGACGAGGAAUGGCAAAAAGAUGCGGAUUGUCGUGACGUCGUUGAAAAGCUGUCUGCAGUGUACGGAGAAGAGUGGAAACACAAAUCUCCUGAAAACCUGGUGGACGUCAAAUACUUCAGUGAAAGUGAAGAAUUUCUCCAAUCCCAGAGAAAGACUUUGACAUGUGGAUCAGCCAAAGAGCUAUCUGCAAAAUUAGUCAGAUACACAAGAAGCACCUCCAGACGUCGACAAGGAGAAGUAACGAGGUGUUUCUGGCCACUGGUGAAGUGUGUGACUGUCAAGGUGCCAAAUAAUGAUCUUCUUCAACACGUCACACUGGUGGACCUUCCUGGAAACGGAGACCGGAACAAGAGCAGAGCUAAAAUGUGGAAAGGGAUUGUUGGAGAUUGUUCUACUGUGUGGAUCGUGACUGAAAUCAAUCGAGCAGCAUCAGAAGACGAUGCCUGGGAGAUCUUGGAGAGUACCUGCAGCCUCAUGGGCAAUGGUGGCCAGUGUCAGAGAAUUCACUUCAUCUGCACCAAGUCUGAUGUUAUUGGAGGUUCAAAUGAUGAUGCAGAUGUUCGUGCUCGCAUCGUUCAAAGAAACGCCACAGCCAAGGAAGAAGUGAUCAUAGAAUAUGGCAGUCUAAACCAGGUUAAGAAACACUUCAGUGAUGACUGCUUCAAAGUGUUCACAGUGAGCUCUGAUGAGUUCCUGAAGGGGGAACAUCUAAAUCCAGAGGACACUGAAAUACCCCAACUUCAGGUUUUGAAGGGUCUCAACGACUGUCACUCAGAGACACUAAACUAUGUAACUGGAGCUUAUGGGAUUCUGUCUUUGAUGCAUGGAGCCAACUCUACAGAAGGGAAUGGAAAGAAAACAGAUGUUUGUGCAGAACUUGAAAAGAAUCUAAGCCAUCAACUUGGUCAAGUCAAACAGGCAGUGGAAGACGCUCACAAGGCUUUUGAAACACGCCUGAUUGAGGGCGUGGAAAAAUCCCAAAGUUCAUGUGAAAGGUCCAUGAGCUCCUUCUUAUAUUCUUCUGCCCGUGGUUUCCACAGGACAUUGAAGUGUGUGGUUCAGAAAGAUGGCGUCCACAAAACAACAAAAGGAAAACAAAUAAACCUGAAUGUGAAGUUAGCUUCAUGGCUGACAGACGGCAUCGAUGAGGAGUUCAGGAAGACCUUCCCAAAUGAAGGAAAAUGUGGAUCAUUCAACGGCGUCAUCAGUUCGUUUUCCCUGGACACAGAGAGGCUAAUGAAGGAGAACCAGAGUCCCAAACUGCAGCUGAUAUUUCUCAAGACGGAGGAAGAAAAAAUGAAGACAAAACUCAACAAAACCGUCCGGGAGCGUAAGAAAACCAUCUACAACAGUCUGACAGAGACAAUAGAGAAAACAAUGCUGGACUGCUACAAAAGAGCAGCAGAAUUUAGUGGACCGGACUCACUGAAAUACAUGAGAGACACUAUUUUAGAGCAUGUACGAGUCUCCAAGGACAUGAUGUUUGAGGAGGCUAAAGCUGCCAUGUUGAAGCUGCUGAAUGACCUGAAGGAGGAGAUCCUGAAGACACUGCAGGAAACUUUGGAGGAAUCCAUUGAGCUCUCACUAAAGACAGAUGACAACUCAAUCCCAGAUGUUCCAGAUGAACUUGAGAAGGUGUUGAAAUACUACAAUGAACUGAAAGACAACUCAAAGGAAUUGAUUUUCCAAUUGGGGUAAAACGUUGAAUCUUCCAUCAGUGGACAGAAACAUCAGAGGCCUGGUCUUCCACUGAACAUCUCUGAGGAUCACUGACUCAACACAGGACACUCUGGAUUUGGUCUCAACCAUUUUUAUUAAGUUGGUUUCUAUGUACUCUUUGAUGCUUUGGUUUGAUUUGUUCUUUGACUUUGUUUUUAUGAAUUUUGUGCUGAGAUGUUACAGAUUUUCUGGAUUUUUUUUCCUUUUAUUGAUUCCAGUCCAGAGGCAACUAAAAAAGUAGAGAGAGAUGAAAUGCAAAGAGCCCUGGUUGGAUUUGGACCAGUGAUGUUGUGGUUUUCAUCAUAAAGGUACAAACCACAAAACAUUUAGAUUUUAAGGAUUGAACUGUUCUUUUCUUGUUUUCCAGUAUUGUGUUUGCAUGUUUUCUGAGUUUAGUGUGGGUUCAUUGGGAUAGGAGCACUGCAGCUUCAGGGAUUAGAUCAAUGUGUGUCAUUUUAACCUUGAACCUUGAAUACAGCUCAAACUGCAGGUUUGAUUUAACACAGAUUUUAGGUUUUAAAUGUUUUAAUGUUUUUCCUGUAAGUUCAUACUAAGUUAAAGUACAGAUGAAAGUAAUAAAGCAGCAGCUUCUUACUGGAAAUUAACAUCAUUUAUUUUAUUGUUGUUUUAUUUUGCAUGUAAUCUACACUGACUCUAAAUGAAUAGAUGUUUUUGAUUUGAUGUCCAACACAUUUAACCUUCAAUCUUGAAUAUAGCUCAUACUGUAGGUUUGAUCUGACAUAGAUUUGAGGUUGUUAAAGACAGACCUUGAAUUAGUACUUUUCUUUACAUUCAAAGACAAAUAUUUACCAAAUGCAAGAUAAUAGUCUCAUGAUUUACUCUGUCGUUGUGGAUUUAUGUCUAAUCUGAACUGAUUCUAAAUCCAAUCAUGUAUUUGAUCUACUGUCUAAUAAACCUGAGUUAAAGUGUG